Messenger RNA from Prorocentrum cordatum, 1182 nucleotides. Lineage: Eukaryota; Dinophyceae; Prorocentrales; Prorocentraceae. The record is from the annotation of a GenBank genome assembly.
AUGUUAACCUCUUGGGCUGGAUCCGGCGGUUCAAGGCGCAUUUGCUCAACACGUAUUCUGGCAAAUUGGUUGAAGCAGCAUAGUUUGGAUCAGCGCAUUGCCGAUCUACCUCGAACGCACGCGGUAUUCGCGAGCAGUCGGUGUCUUCUGUUUGGUCUGAACGGCCAGGUACGUGGACGAAUUCUGGGAGCCGCUGCGCGAGAAAGGGAUCGAUCGUUGCAUCCAUCGUGCAGGGUUGUGGGCGCACAGGACACUCUGAAGCUCCAAGGUGACGCUCCUUUCGAUUGGUUGCGGGUUGAUGGCCGCGGCAUUGAAACCCGAGUGAAGCAUAAGUCAGCAUUGAUGUCUUGGGAUAAAAGUGGUAAGCGUUGGACCGCUGCAUUUGCAGGUAUCGAGAUUGAUCAGCACGAUGAACUACAACUAACAUUGGUAACGCCAGCAGGAGUGCUUUGUUUUAUCCAAAGUGAUUCGGCUUGGCCCAUUGUUGGCAAGACGUGUGGCCGAAAAGGAAGGAACAUCCGUCUAGUAGGACCAUCUGGGGAAUUUGACGUCGACAGCGCGUUGCAGAAAAUGGUCACAAAGGUUGGCGCAGUGAGUUCAGUGUUCACGUAUCCUCACGAUGAUCCGAUAUUGAAGUGGGCAGCAGCUUCGUGUGCAUCCCGCACACAUGAGAUCUACGCGGCCCUCGGGUGCCCAUUCAACGGCUUAGACAUCCGUUCGCGAGGCAUGCUGUUCGAAGCCAUCGCGCGAACCCGUGACGCUGAGCGGCAUAUUGAGUCUCAUGUUGACCACGCAGAUGUAUGUUUCGGCGCUGAUGGGAGGCAGUUGCAUGCCUCGAUUCGCAAAUAUGAUUGGAAGAGAACGCACCGACACAGUAGAUCUCACGUAAGAGUUGAACACAAGUCUGCCCAAGUAACAUGGGACAGCACAAACAGGCUUUGGAGAGCUAUAUGGAAGGGGGUGGUACCAGACAAUCACGACGAGCUGCAACUCACAUUGUAUUCGCCGAAUGCUUUGCGCACAUUCAUUCACGAUGGCUCUACAGGACUGUCUGGAAGAAGUUCCAAGCGUGACGUGGCAUUUUCGGGGCCGAAGGGUGAACAUGACAUUCACCUUUCCAUGUCUGUACUAUUGCAUAAACUUGUCGUGGCUUUCGGUUCGCCAGUGACAGAAUAUCUUUGA